AAGACUCCCUCAUCCAUUUCUUGGAGUUCUUGCAUCGGCUCUAAUCCGUGUGAGACAAACACAAAUUGGUUGCAGGACCAAUUCGGGAUGGUAAUUCAAGCACUGACAGUUCCAUAAAAAAGUGCCGAAGAACCAAUUUAAAGGGCUGUCAAGCUGAAUUCAUGUUUGAUUUUGUUGUUGGAAUUCUUACCUCUAAUAGUACUGGAACUUUGAUUUUCUUAUUUCUCUUGGAUGCAACAAUUGUAUUUAUUGGACUUUGAUUGCGCUGGACUAUAGAAAUGCUUUGACCCCUGGACACGAAUGACCGCUAUGUCCUGGCGGGCUGGACAACAGAGUCAGCUGUGUGAGAGGGUGAGCUCACAGCACAGUGGGGAGAGGGGGUAACUGGCUGCUCCAUCGCCACGGACAGACAGUGCAAACACACUGACACACUCAUAAGGCCGAGGGAAGAAGAGAAGAAGAAGUGGAGAAAUUUCCAGGACCAGUAUCUGGUUUUGUGCUUUACGUGGGUCAUCAUAAUAAGGCUCUAUGGGCUAGCAAAGGAAUUUGGCCAUGCCUGUUGCCAUACGUAAGAGGGACUGGGAGGACCAUGUGAUCCCACGCUCAGGACUAAAAUACAGUUAUGAUGACCUGGACUUAGUCUGCUGCCAUGCCAUCAUUGUGGGCCGAGAGAACCCUUUCAGGGGGCGCAGUAGGAUUAGGUGUGCCUCAAUGCCAGAAUGUGGCCGGACUUCAGUGUUCCUCCGGGAUGACGUGGAAGAUAGUCUGAGAAGGAUAAAGACAAAAGUACAAAAUUUAGAGGAUCAAACUACAUCAAACUUUGUGAAGGACCGAUCAUUGAUGCCUAAGGGACAUACUGGAGCCAUAGCACAUGAGACAGCAAAGCAUAUCAGUGCCCGAGAUAGCGAGCUACCUUCAGACCGUGUGGCAGAUCAAGAUGAAUUGCAACAUUCUACCGUGCGAAAUUCGCAAACUCAUGAUGAAGAUCACGACGAUAAGGACCUAAACAAGGAUAAAGUGUCUGCUUCCCAAAAGCUGUCACUUUUGGAGCUUCCAACUGCAGUAUUGGCCCAUAUAGAGGAAGCAAGUGAUUUAUCAAAUGCUUUGAAGACUAAGGGCAAUAUCUCCUUUAACAACUCUGUCAAAGUGGAUUGUUGUGAACUAACUUCUACAAAAAGUGAAACUUCUGUGGAAUUACUUGAAAUCACAGAAUCCAAUGCGAAGGUCACUGCGGGUAGUCGAACUUUAUUACCUGAUCACACGAGUACCGCAAACUCAAUGAUAGAUUUAACUAAACAACCUCCCACUUCGGAUUUACAACAAAAAGCUGCUGACCCAAAAAAUAUUGCGCAAGGACGGUGUUGUGAAACUUGUUCAAGAAGUUGCAAAGUUAAAUGCCCAAACACAAACUUUGCUACUGUAAAUUUACCAUCAACCCUUCAAUUGACUGAUGAACACAGUUUAGAUGCUUAUAAAGAAACUUUAGAGCAUAAGCAUGAUAAAAUACAGGCAAUAAUAGAUAGUGACACUCAAAAGGAUCAUGAGAUGUUAAAGGAUGGUGGCUAUAAUCAACCCGCUGGUGAAACGUCUCUCGUGGAGUCACAUGGAAAAUUUGACACCAUGGAUAUGUGGCAUGACUGCUCCUCAAAGCUCCACACCAUUCAUGAAGGGUCAGGAGAUGAUGCUUCGGCUCAGAUUUUAGCAGAAAUACCAGAACAUCAGACAUGUAUCGAUUUGAGAAGCCAUGGUAAUGACGAGCAUUUAAAAACCGAGCCUUCAAAUAUUAAUCCAUCUAAAGAUCCAGAAAGUUCCCUCGUCAAACUUCGUGCAAGAAAGACCUCACGGGAGGAGAGAGAGAAGGAGAGGUCACGUUUGGAUUCCAUGGUUCUGUUAAUAAUGAAGUUGGAUCAGCUGGACCAGGAGAUUGAGAACGCUCUUAGUUCCAGCUCCUCCCUCAAUGGCACACCAAACCUCAAAAGGGGCAUCGUCUCUGGAGUUGAUUUAGAAAUGCGGGAUUCAACAGGAAGUCUCUCAGCCUCCUCUCAGUCCUUAAACACUCCAAUAUAUCGCUCUUCAUCAUCACUGUCUUCUUCAGGACCCUCUGGGAACUCGGGAGCAAGACCAAAGAAUGAGGUUUCCGCAGUUUUUUCUGAGAAAGACCAAGCUGAAAUUGAAGCGAAGGAGGCGUGUACGUGGCUGAGGGCUGCAGGUUUUCCACAAUAUGCUCAGCUUUAUGAAGAUGGUCAGUUCCCUAUUGAGAUCUCUUCUGUGACUAGAGAUCAUGACUUUCUGGAUCAGGAUGCCAUAGAGGCUUUGUGCAGAAGACUUAACACCCUCAACAAGUGCGCUCUUAUGAGAUUAGAGAUCACUCCUCAAAGAAAGAGGAGUGAGGAUUCUGAUGAGGAUGAGCCGUGUGCCAUAAGCGGCCGCUGGACUUUCCAGCGGGACAGCAAACGCUGGUCUCGCCUUGACCAGCUGGACUUGGACGUGUUCUCUCCUCCAGCUGGAGAAACUGUCUCCUUCGCUACCUUUCGAUCCCAAGAUGAACGUUUUGCCAGAGGACCCCUUCUAAAAGAGGGAGUUAAUGCCAGCUCUGAGAGCGUCUUGACAGAUCUUAGUGAACAGCCAGAUGUGGGCUCUCUGCACAGUGCUGGUAGUGGAGAUCAAGGAGGAUCCCUGAGUACCACUGUACCGUCCAGCCCUGCUACGACCAUCUCUAAUGCUAACACAGCCACCACAACAAGGGCGAGCUCAGUUGCUAGCGUAUGUUCCUCUGGAACGUCAGGUGCCAAUGAAGACUCAAUAUCUGAUGGGCUCCCAUCUCCACUGGAUCGUGGUACCUUUGCGUUUGAGGUAAAACCCAGCUCGAAAAGUACUGGUGCUGAAAAAAGCACACGCUCCAGAGCAAAAAGCUUCAUAAAGCGCAUGGAAAGCUUGCGGCUACGCACCAGCAGUAAUGCGUCAUCCAAACGCAAGAAGAAGGGUGCGGCUGUGCAGGGAAAGCUAGAGAUUAGUGGGCCGGUGAUUAAGGAAGGUCUUGACGAAGAGAAAUUGCGGCACCUCAACUGCGUAGACAUCGCAACUCUAGAUUGCAAUGCGAACCGCACCAGAAGCAUCUCCUAUUCAACACAGACAAGUAGCGGGAGCACAGGGAGUAGCCAAUCGGAGGCCAGCAGCGGGAGUGCAGUAAGUACACCCAGUCCGGUCUCAAGAGCACGUAGUCAUAGCACGGCAGCUGGGUCUACAAAAAGAGGCGGGAUGUACCUAGAAGGCUUUGACCCAUUUAAUUUUGUCGUCUUGCAACCUUCGGGAGACCAGGAAGAGAAACGGAACCACCAGAGUUUGAGAAUGGAAACCAGCACAACCACGGAGCAUAAUAGACGCAACCACCAGAGGUUGGAUAAUAGGCGAAUGGAUGAAGUGGACAGUAGAGAAGAGGAAGGAGGUGUUAUCUUUUUCUAUUUGCCUGAAGGCCACAAGCCUGGCACUUUUCCUAAAGCACUUGCAGAUGGGGCAAGCUAUCCUAGUGGCGACAAUGUAAGCCGCCGUCCACCCCGGAGGGGCUCUGCUGCCUCACUAGACAGUCGAUUGAGCAUCUAUGACAAUGUUCCUUUCUCAGAAGUGGUAGAUGAGGAGGAUGAGGUAGAACCAAAACUGGAGGAUGUGCUGGAACGGGUCGGCGGCCUCCAGCAAUUGGUAAAUGCCUGGUCAGAAACGGGAACUGGGGAGGAAGACGAAGAGGAAGAAGAAGGGGAUUCAGAUUCGGCCCUCGAUUCUGCAUCUCCUUGUCCAUCGUCCCCACUGCAGAACCGCUUGGAAGAGACAGAGAACUGCAGCGAUCAAGAUAGCACUGGAAAUCCACUAACGGAAAGGGAUGAGACGCUCAGCGUGCGAGAGAGAUGUGACUCUGGUGUGGGAGCAUCACUUACACGAACCAACAGACCUCAGAAGCUGCGCUGGCCAAGUUUCCAGAGCUCCCACAGGCCAAGUCUGUCGUCAACGGUGUUACAAGUUGGAUGUCAGUCGGUUCUGCAGAUGAACCUUCUACAGAAAUACAGCCUGCUUAAACUCACCGCUCUGCUGGAAAGACACACACCCACCAACAAACACGGCUUUAGCUGGGCUGUUCCUAAAUUCAUGAAGCGGAUCAAGGCUCGAGACUACAAGGACAGAAAUGUGUUUGGAGUUCCCCUGCAGGUGAUAGUUCAGAGGAGCGGACAGCCCCUGCCCCAGAGUAUCCAGCAAGCCAUGCGUUACCUACGGAGCCAGUGCCUCGACCAGGUGGGGCUUUUCCGAAAGUCAGGAGUAAAAUCCCGCAUCCAAGCCCUCCGCCAGAUGAACGAAUCAUGCGGCACUAAUGGAGGCGGAGUCAACUACGAGGGCCAGUCGGCUUACGAUGUGGCAGAUAUGCUAAAGCAGUACUUCCGAGACCUUCCGGAGCCCCUGCUUACCAGCAAACUGUCCGACACCUUCCUGCAGAUAUAUCAAUAUGUUCCCAAAGAACAGCGUCUACAGGCGGUGAGAGCCGCGGUGUUGCUGUUACCCGAUGAGAACCGCGAGGCCCUGCAGACCUUGCUGUGCUUCCUGAGCGAUGUGACGGCCAACGUGGACGAGAACCAGAUGACCUGCACCAACCUGGCUGUGUGUUUGGCCCCCUCUCUUUUCCAUCUCAAUACGCUACGGAGAGAAAGCUCCUCGCCCAGGGUCAUGAACAGAAAAAACGCCCUUGGGAAACCUGACCAAAAGGACCUGAAUGAGAACCUGGCGGCAACGCAUGGUUUAGCCCACAUGAUUCAGGAGUGCAGAAAGCUCUUCCUGAUCCCAGAGGAGAUGUCACGCUGUCGGAACUCUUACAUGGAGCAAGGCCUGAGUCCCAUGCGAAUGGAGGUACUCGUGGAAAACUGCGGCACAUGUAAUUACAAAAAUCUGCUCAGAGACGGUAUGGACGCCCUGCUGAAAGAAGGCAAGGACAAGUUUAAAGGUUACGACACCUGCUCGACCCCUGAAAAUGCUGAACUUGCAUAUAAGAAGGUCCAAGACGGUUCUUCUCUGCGGCAAUGGAAAGUCUGCGUUGACGUGCCUGCAUCGCCCGAAGAUGUUCUCCAAAGAAUCCUGCGGGAGCAGGAACGUUGGGACGAAGACCUGCUGGAGUGCAGGGUCAUUGAGACACUGGAGCAAAACGUGGAGGUCUACCAGUACGUCAGGAACUCCAUGGCACCUCAUCCACCUAGAGACCACGUAGUGCUCAGGUCAUGGGCAACAGACUUGCCUAAGGGUGUGUGUGCACUGGUAUGCACGUCGGUGGAUAACGAAAACGCAGCCAUGUUGGGUAUUCGCGCGAACAUCCUGACCUCACGCUAUUACAUAGAACCCUGUGGUUCUAGUAAGAGCCGGAUAACACAUAUUUCCAGAACAGACUGCAGGGGUCGCUGCCCUGAAUGGUACAAUAAGCUGUAUGGUCACUUGUGUGCUGCUGAGGUGGUGCGGAUACGAGACUCUUUUACCUGCUUGGACAAAUGAACACACGCACCCGGAGUGUUGACGUGUCAUUUCUCGUAUCAAGAAACUCUUUUUUUAAAGAGAAAGACCACGAAGAUUCCCCUUGUUAAACUCCCUCAACCAUCUGAGCCCUUAAAUGUAAAAGCAGAUGGGAACGGUUCCUAAACCUACAAACUACAAGUCAAAGGUUUUGCUUUCAGACUGAAAAGUUGGAAAUGGGCAUGCCUGCUGCUGCGACAUCAUCAUCACUGAAGUCACAAUGUUUGAUGUCAUAGCGUGACUACACGAGAUGGGAGGUGCUAUUGCUUCCGAGAAGCAAGUACAUGUAUGUGUGUUCGAAUGACUGCGUAAGCUACCAUAUAUGUAUAAGUGUGUAUGAUGUCGUAUGUUAUCUGACGUAUUGUGUGUUUAUGGAUGUAUGAUUUAUGAUGCAUGUGUGAUCAUUGACAAAUGAGACGUAUUCCAUGCACUGGCACCCUGCUGCAAUAUAGUGUUUCUGUGUGUAUGUGCAUUUUGCGCCGUAAUUGUGAUUGCAAAUCUGCACACGGUGCUUUUAUUUUGUUUGCAUUCGUUCGAAUGGACAGAUGGGUGUAGAAACAGAUGUUUGUCUACGGCAAGCUGAGACGGUGGUGGCUGGAACACCUUUGAAAAGACCAAUGGGAAGUCUGUGAUAGAGGAAAAAAACUUGUGCACAUUAAGGAGUUUUGAGGGUUUCAACUGCUACAAACCCAAAGCAGAGACCAAUUUACAAUGGACCAAUUCUUUAAUGCAUAGAGUGACAAUAAAGUAAAGACAAAAGACACCAUACAGGUCAACCAGACAAAUUCUCCUGAACUCAGAGUCCGGAAUUGGUCAAAUCCUAACCAUGUAUCCGUCCUGUUUCCUAAGAAAAGAGAAAGUUCUAAGAAAAAAAGCUAAGCAAGGUUUGACAAAAAGGAGAGGCCGCCAGAAGGCGCAGUUUAGAACAAACUGAUCGGAGGUUUUUAGAGAAUGUAUGAGAGAAGAUGUAAUGUCUGUUUGUUUAUCAGUGUUAAUCACAAAUGAAGUAAAAGUCUAAAACAGAGUAAUAACGCUUGCUUUCACACUCAUAACCCUAAACAGGUUCACAAUAGGAGUGCUUCGGUUUACACAGAACAUUUCGUAAUGAGACUCACAACAGUCUGAUCUGGAAUCAGUUUCCUGACAGUUGUUUUAUUCUGACACGAUGGUUCAGAAGAACGCAGCACUCCUAUUAUGGCGUACGUGCUCCAUGACGUCGGUCCUGAGUUCAACGUCCAUGCUAGAUUUACUACUACUACUUAUGUGCCUGUACACGGCGGUGUAGAAUAUAUGUGUAUAUUGUGCUGCCAAACCAAGAAUUAACGCAUGACAAUGAGUUUAAUUUAAACCUCUCUGUAUUUAUAUCACUCAUAUCGUGUUUUGUAUGUAUCUUAUUUUAUUGUAAAUGUUACACUCUAAGUUACAGAAAUGAGAAAAUUGUUUAUCUUUUUUAUUAAUAUUAUUUCUGUACAGAUUAAUCGUUGGUCAAAAUGCACUAUUAAAUGUAUUAAAACAACAUGAAUCUC
Triplophysa dalaica is the source of this 7064-nucleotide messenger RNA. It is a transcript of the gene dlc1, whose product is annotated as DLC1 Rho GTPase activating protein. The record is from RefSeq and is a predicted model, not a curated record. Gene Ontology annotation, cellular component: membrane raft; focal adhesion. The coding region runs from base 553 to 5520 and encodes 1655 amino acids. Gene Ontology annotation, molecular function: GTPase activator activity; protein binding; lipid binding. Lineage: Eukaryota; Metazoa; Chordata; Actinopteri; Cypriniformes; Nemacheilidae. The transcript has 18 exons. Gene Ontology annotation, biological process: signal transduction; regulation of Rho protein signal transduction; actin cytoskeleton organization.